Molecule: messenger RNA, 5935 nt
Organism: Vollenhovia emeryi
Lineage: Eukaryota; Metazoa; Arthropoda; Insecta; Hymenoptera; Formicidae
Product: polyhomeotic-proximal chromatin protein-like
Exons: 14
Coding region: 569-3574 (1001 amino acids)
Cellular component (GO): PRC1 complex
Molecular function (GO): protein binding
Source: RefSeq, a predicted model, not a curated record
GUGACGGGAAGGGGUGGCUGCGCCAGGGGCGCGCGGGCAGUCGGAAGUAGUGUUUUAUACUGUGUGGAACAGGGAGGCAGCUAGCAGCGAGCGGCAGCAACGGCAGUAGCGGCAGCAUCAUCGAUAGCGCGGCGACUGGCGGCCGGAUAACUAUUAUCGCCAAUUCUGACGCGCUCGAGGCUGCGCUAACGCCGACUUCGCGGGGUGUUGUCGCGCGGCGAGAAGCGGCGAAUUCGCGCCGGAGUGAACAACGCUCGGGAGCGAGCGAGAACGACACGCGCCGUUGGCAUCGUGUGCUGCAACGGACAAGGUGGUGGUGCGAGUUGGGAUACACACAUACACACGUGCGUCUCGAACACACGCGCCCGGCCACUCGAAGCGCGUAUAAUAGGCCUGGACUGCGCAGUCGCACAUAUGCCCGGCGUGGCGGAGCGAUUGACACUGGCAUGAGCGCGAGCGUAAAAUGGCAAGGAAAAAGGGCAGCGCGCGGUUGAACUGUGUCAGCGAGGGCCGCUUCUUCUUCUGAGAGGACGUCUCUGACUCCGAUUACGCGAGUGUGCAAGGAAACAUGACAGAUGUUAAACCGAUCGGGAUUUCGACGUCGCAACCACAGCAGCAAUCGCAACCGCAGCAACAGCCGCAACAAAUGAUGAUCGCAACUCAUGACCUACAGCAACAGCAGCAGCAGAAUGUCCAGCAGCCGCAGCAACAACAUGUGCAGCAGCAGCAGCAGCAGCCCCAGCAGGUCCAGCAGCAGGCAGCUCAGGUGCAGCAGCAGCAGCAGGUUCAGCCGCAGCAGCAGUUGCAGCAGCAGGUACAGCAGCAAGUCCAGUCGCAGCAGCAGAUGCAGGUACAGCAGCAGGUGCAGCAGCAGCAACAGUCGCAGCAAUCGCAGCAGCAGCAGCAAAAUAACGGGCCUCACAAUGUUGUACCUACGCAGGUUCAAGUGCAGCCGCAGGUAGCUGCCAGCAUGCCGCAACAAUUGCAGGGAGCUGUUGCGGUGUCGAUGCAGCAUCAGCAACAGGGGGUAGGUGGUGGUGUAUCCAUGACGUUAUCCGGUCAGCAAGGUGCAACCACCAUAACUACAAUGGCUGCGCAUCCGCAGGCGGUUCAAGUGAUUCAGCAGCCAAUUCAGAGUCAAGCUUAUCAUUUGCAACAAUUGUACAAUACUCAGGGUACGCCUUUGUUGAUGCCAGGAAAUCUCGCGCUCCACCCGGCGGGCCUAAAUCCCUCUUCUAUUCAGGUGAUAGCAGCUGGAAAGCCGUUUCAAUCUACAGCUCAACUAACUCCUCACAUGUUGGCCACGACAUCUUCACCUGGACAAGGAGGUGGUCAUCCAGGCGCGGCUGGCACCAAAGUCCCGGGAUUUCCCACCGGCUAUUUACCAGUACCCACGUCCGCUAAUCCCGGUGCUGGGCAGACGCUAGUGUUCGGUCAACUCGGUGUAUUAGGCUCCCCGCAGCCACCGCCUUCGCUGCAGCAGCAGCAACAGCAGCAAUCCACGAAUAAACAAGAUCAAGUACAAAAGAUCUAUUUCAAACAGUAUACAGCAUGCACCACUGGGACACCUUCGGGUGGAAGAACUGGUAUGCAGUUUGCACCUUGGCAAUUCGCCCCUCAAGUGUGGACCACUGGAUUGCAACCGACUGGACCGACGCUCCUCACUGCCGCGCCUAAUCAGAUAUUCAUUCGCGGUCCUACGCAAACUGAUAUGUUUAUACAAAGUCCACAGCCGAUACAGGCGCACAAUGCUCUCGCGGCGCAACAACAGAUACAAGGUGUGCAACAGAUUGCAACGGCGACCGGUGGAAAACCCGCUAAAGUGAUGGAUAUCCAGCAGCAACAGCCCCAACAGGGUAAACAGAACACGGCCAUACAGAGGCCGUUGAACAUCCUACCGUCAUCCUUGGCGGUACAGGCUGCCAAUGUGCGAGCUGCUGCUAGUUCUGUCUCUACGCAGACAGUUUACGGAGUACAAGCUACAGUACAAACACAGGGUAAGAGUGGCGGUGGUGGCGGGAAAGGCCGUGGCAAGCCGGUACAAUCUCCGCAACAGCAGCAACAGCAACAGCCACAACAGCAGCAGCAGCAAGCCCAACCAACGAUACAGCAUCAGCAAGUCUUCAUACAACAGAAGCAGCACACGCAGCAGCAACAACAGCAGCUGCAACAACAAUACCAACAAGUGCAAUCGUCCCCAAUACAAGCUAAACCUAUCAUGACGAAUAUGACGUUGCAACAACCACCACCUGGCGUUGUCCUGGGAGCGGAUCGUUCCAUUAUGCCGGUAGUCUCGGUGGGCGGAGUUGGAGUCGGGAUCGCUGCCACGUCGCAGAUGAAUCCAAUGUCGCAACCUCAGAUGUCGACUAUGCAGCAGCUACCUUUACCGGCAAUCAAUCCGACGAUUAUUGGUAAUCAAAUAAUGAGCGGUGCAUCGCAAGUUCAGGCGAUGCCGAUCGUGCAUGCGACGCAGGAUCAGUCGACACACGACAACACCAACUCGACGAUAAUGAUUACGUCGCCGGAUCGUAAUCCGCAGGCAGAGUGUUCUUUGAUAUUGCCAUCUACCACAAAUCCCCCGUUAAUGACCGACGAUAGCGUGAAGAUAGUUGCGAAGAAGGAAGACAUACCUGUCACUACAGAAGAUGUCGCGGCGGCACCUCAGUCGGAGAUAACUGAUGGAGAUCAAAGUAAGAUAAUAAAAGAAGAGGAAGCGACUGCUCCAAAAGUGGACGAGAAACAGUGCAAUAACCCGUUAACAGGGCUUGCCAAUGCAGUGAACGCGAUUACGAACGGCGUGGUUGGCGAUGAGUCACAGACCAUACCGAUCUCCGCGACAGUCAUAGUGAAUAGUAAACAAGCACCGCCUAAAGCCAUGGUUAAGCCUCAGGUCCUUACGCACGUGAUAGAAGGAUUUGUGAUACAGGAAGCGUCUGAACCGUUUGCAGUGAGUCAGGAUAUUACCAAUAUUCUUAAUCGAAGUAACACAGUCGUGGAAAAGGAGGCACACGAAGAGCCGCCAAAGAAGAAACUUUGUACUAGUUAUUUGAACGAAGAGGACGGCAUCAGCGGCCAAAUCAGUAAGUGCGAAAGCUGCGGUAAUAUGAUCGACGAACAAAACGUCAAGUUGAAAAAGGAAAAACGAUUCUGCUCGUCGAUGUGCGCAAAGAGUAAAAAACGUGAAACGCGAGAACGCGAUGCUCCGGAGAAACAAUGGACUGAAAUAGAGACUGAAAUGAAAACCGUUGAUAACGACAUGACGAAGAAGAACGGCGAGGAGAAACCAUUGUCUACGACUACCACAUCCUCCGCCGACGAAUCACUGCCGAAAGUGAAUCCGGUUAAAUGGACGGUGGGUGAGGUCUGCGAGUUCAUACGCGGCCUACCAGGAUGCGCCGAUUACGCGGAGGACUUUGCUAUACAGGAGAUCGACGGCCAGGCUCUUAUGCUGUUGAAAGAAGACCAUCUGAUGUCGGCAAUGAGCAUCAAAUUAGGUCCGGCAUUAAAGAUCGUCGCCAGGAUCGAUUCGAUGCGCGUAGAGUCGAACUCGAAUCCUUCCUCGAAUAAUUCAUAACCGUCUGUUUAUUAAUAGCGGAUUUCCAAAAAAAGUGUUUCCAGAACGUUUCUAGCCUGUGGGCUACAGGGUUUGUGCAAGUAUUUGAUUGAUUGUAAGUGUAUAGGAUUAAAUAUGUUUUAAUUGCGCAACAUCUAAGAGUAUGGACACGGACGAUUCUCAUAUCGAUAUGUUUUACCAAACGCUACUUUGUACAUUGCGACUUCUUUGAUUUAUCUCUGGAACAAAUUAUAUUAUGUACUUUAGUUUGCACAAUUAAUUUCAAAAGAGAGGUAGCAAUCCAUUAAAGCUGUCCAUUUUUUAAUUUAAAUGUAUGGAUCAAAGUAAAAAAAACAGUUCACUUAUUGGUAUUUUACUUUAUGGCGAAAAAUGAGGAUACUUGUAUACUAUGCGUAUGACGGAUACUCGUGAAUAUAAUAGAUUCUAUAAGAUACCUCGUUUAACAAAUUGUUCUUUAGAAUUUCUUUUAAAAAAACUUUAUUUAAGAGUAUCAUUCAUACGUUAUUUAUAAUUUGAUUUUUAAUGUAUUUAUUCAAUCUGAUAGCGAUUUAAACGAAUUUAAGGAUUGUCAUAUCCUUUUUUUUUUUAGAAACUACAUUAUCGAGUACACGUUUAUUUUACGCACAAAAAAUUGGAUUUGGGUGGAAAUUGUACUCUGGAGAUACUAAACAUUAAACAAUACGUUUGAAUUUGUUUAGUUGUAGUGGGUGCGACAUCGAUGUUUAAAGAUGUGUGCAUUUAUAACAUCGCGCAGUGAUCAUAUGGUUAGAUGAUCUCAAUGAUUUUACUGAUUCUGAUGAAUAGAACGUGUGUGAAAAGAUUUCAUUUGACAUGUACUACGAGGAUUUUCUCAAAGCGUACUAUUUUGUGAAACUGAGACUGUCAAAGACUAGAGUACAAAUUGUGUCCAUUAUGCAAAAGCAUAUAUUGUACAUAUGAAAAGGAGGAUACAAUACAGCACGCUGUAUUUUGUACUCAAAGAGUAAAUACCACCGGUUGACGUACAAAAUGCAUUGCCUUCGAUACAACUUACAGAUAAUAGUCGCAGUUACUGUCGCGUUAAGAAUGUCGAUAUUUUUCUUCUCACCGGAACGAUUUGACUAACUCGUUCUUACGCGCUGGUAUUGGAGGAAGAAAAAACGAAACUGCCUGCUUGUGUCAUUCGUAUUUUCAUACAUAUACCUACGUGUUUUUGUAAGACGUAAAACUUGACCGAUACAGAUGUAAAUAGUAGAUCUAGAACGAAUUAUUUAUUGUAUAAAAUUUUAUGACAUAAGAUUUUAGUUUCCAAGAGUUGCGCUCCAAUUGUCAUGGUUCUUGGUCUAAUAGAAGAGAAGUAAUUAUCUUAUUCUAUAAGAGAAAUUAUAAAUCUCUGUCAUUAAGGAUAUAACAUUAUGACGAAGUGAUAAGUCGGGGAAAGAAUUGUCACUAUUUUUAGUGUUGAACAACGUCUUUUCAACAAAAUAAAAUUUGAUAUAUUAAUUUUUAGUACGUCGAUACAUUGGCAUGUUUUUAAAACUCGCUGUAAAUAUAUAUUCAUUAUAUAAAUUCACACGCAUAACCGUCAAUUCUGGAGCUAACCGAGGCGAAGGUUGCUGCUUUUAUAUAUUUCGUACUGUAAGAGUAUUAAAAUUAAUUUUGUACGUAUUGCGAAAAGCAACUACGAGAUGAGAUUCCAAAUUCUACAGGAUCCGUCGAGUUUUGGAUUGCACAAUUGAUUUGCGAUGCGUUUUACGCGAAUGUUAAAUGUAGUAAUAAAUGUCUUUUUGUACGUUGUAAAAGAGAAUCUUAGCGGAGGAAGCAAUAUAGCUCGUAAACAAACCGUAUAACAUUACUAAAUUUAUCUCACGAUCUUAUUCAUGCCUAUUGAUAGAAAGUAGAGUCUCUGCAUAACGCAACUUGAAUAUUCUGUGCACAUGCAAAUUUUUUUACUCAGAUUCGGUUGCACCAACACACAAUGCGAGCUUGUUAACUCUGCCUCCGAGAAAAUCGUUAUCUUCCAUAUUGUAUACAUUAAUUAAAAAAUUAUAUUUCCUUCCUAUGUUUUUCUAUAAGGCUCCUGUACCAAGAAAAAAAACAUAGGCACGUGAAAGGCAUUCGAUUUGUUUAACGCUAAUUGAGAUUGGUGCAACUGUGGCUGACUCAUAGUUUUCGCGAAUGCUGAAAUUCCAGGUUCAAAAUUUAGCCUCGUUUUCGGUGAAGUUUUGAGACAACUCAGGGCCAAAUGUUUCACAAUAUACUUUUUUAUAAUGGAGAGAUACGCUCUGCAAUUGCAUAAAACUGAAAUAUUAUUAUACUAUUGGGAAAGCAGGGGUUGAAUAACUGCAAUUAAAACUUCUCGAAUAAAGAAAGUGUAAUGAA